AGUAGAAAAGGUGCUGAGACGGAGAAAACUAGACGGAUUUCCUUAUACAAUUUGAAGCAGCCUGUUUAGACCCGGAUACAAACUUCCCAAGAAGUUCAGAGCAAGAAAGAGAGAGAGAGAGAGAGAGAGAGAGAGAGAGAGAGAGAGAGAGAGAGAGAGACUUUGUGCAUAAUAAAUCUGUAUCAUCCUCCAACCAGCAGCGGCACUGACUGACACUCGGCUCGACUCCAUUCACUAAACAAACUUCUGCAAACUCUGAAACUUUGAGUUGGUAAAGUUUUGCUACAGGAUUACGAGUUUUCUAUGUUACUUUGGUCCAUAAGAAAAGAUGAAGAGGAAGCGUUAAUAUUGUCCUGAAGUUGCAGUUGUUUGCAGCCUGUGUGAUCAUGUUGUUUAUGUCAAGUCUGUCUCUUUGCUCUGACAAACUGGAGUAGAAACAAACAAACAAACAAUCUACUGGUUCAGAAAAUUGCGACCAAGCCUUUAAUCAUAAGCCAUGACUUCGUCCACUCCUCCAUCCUCUCGCAGACCUUCCCCUCAGAAGGUAUGCCAUUCUCAGACUCAGACAGAAGUCCUAAAGCCGCUGCUGGGCGGAGGUAGUGGUGGGGGGGCUGGAGGUAUUGCUGCAGCAUUGAGGAGACGGCGACGUGUCUUGUCUAAAGAUGGCAGAAGUAAUGUACGCAUUGAGCACGUCAGUGGCCGUGGAGCUCUAUACCUUCGGGACCUGUGGACAACCUUUCUGGACAUGCAGUGGCGCUACAAGCUUUUCCUAUUCUCUGCCACCUUUGCUGGCACAUGGUUUGCUUUCGGUGUGCUGUGGUACCUGGUAGCACUGGUGCACGGAGACUUACUGGAGUUUGACCCACCAUCCAACCAUACCCCCUGCGUGAUGCAGGUUCAUACACUGACAGCUGCCUUUCUCUUCUCACUGGAAUCACAGACUACAAUUGGCUACGGCUUCCGGUGCAUCACAGAGGAAUGUCCAGUUGCCAUUAUCCUUCUGAUACUCCAGCUAGUUAUCACAAUGGUGAUGGAGGUCUUCAUCACAGGGACCUUUCUUGCCAAGGUGGCUCGGCCAAAAAAGCGUGGUGAAACAGUAAAGUUCAGUCAGCAUGCAGUUGUGGCCACUCACGAAGGUCAACCAUGCCUUAUGAUCCGUGUAGCCAACAUGCGUAAGAGCCUGCUGCUGGGCUGUCAGGUAACUGGUAAGCUGCUACAGACAUCUCUGACUAAAGAAGGUGAGACAGUUCGGCUGGACCAGAGGAAUGUGGCUUUCCAGGUAGACACGUCUAGUGACAGUCCUUUCCUCAUCCUUCCUCUCACCUUCUACCAUGUCAUUGAUGACAGCAGCCCACUCCGUCCCUGGGCCGCCAAGGGUGGCGGCUGGGCAGACCCCGAGCUGGCGGAUUUUGAACUUCUUGUAAUAAUGAGUGCCACAGUGGAGCCCACAUCAGCCACUUGCCAGGUACGAACCUCCUACCUGCCUGACGAAAUCCUCUGGGGCUACGAAUUCCCCCCUGUUGUCUCACUUUCCCCAUCAGGGAAAUAUGUGGCUGACUUCGCCUUCUUCGACAAGGUGGCAAAGACCAAGACCCCACCACGCUUUAAGCAGACCUCUCCUUCUAGCCCAGAUUCCGGCAGCAGACGAGGUGGAGAAGGAGGGAAGGAUCCAGAGAAGACGAGGCUAGAGGAGAGCUACAAGGAGGAGAAGGGGCGUGAAAGAGGGAGGAUCCGUGAUAGCAGCCCACUUAGCGUUCGCAUUAGUAAUGUUUAGAGAGAGAGAGAAAUGUUAAGAAAAUGAGAAUCAAACUAACCAUAAGCUACUAGAAGCCGAGGAAUCUAAGACGUCCACAAUAAAUCCUCUUCAGAAGACACAUUUUUCACAUACAGUAUACACAUAGACUGAGACUGCUAAAUGUGAACAGUGGUAUCACCAUCUUGUGGCUAAAAUUAAUAGUUUCACAUCAACACUGGCCUUACAUCAAAAAUGCAUGACUUUCUUUACUGUAUUUUCAGUUUUAUGACUUGGACACCAGAUCAUAAAAAAGAUCAAAAGGCCAAAAUAUGCAAAGACUGUUUCCUAAAACCAUCAUUAGAAAAUAAAGCACUGUACUGAAGGAUCAGGGGUAAUAUGUCCUCGGAUAUGACUAUGUUUUCCAUUUUAAUGGACUGAACUGGAAAGAUAAUGAUGUGUAUAUAAUUGAACCUAACAGUGCAAGGUUACGUGCUCAUUUGAGUGAAGAUCAAGUUUUUUAUUUUGCAUUGUUUAAAACACUGGAGCAAGAAUAUUAAUGCAGUAUGUUAACAAUACUAAAAGCACUUUGACUUUGUGAGAAGAUUUCUAUAGUUUCAGCUUUGGAAGCACAACUAACUAGUGAAUAUGAAAUGGUAAAUAACUUCAUGCGUGGGUGUUUCUUUGAAGCUGUGGCUUCUCUACUUGCUGAAAGUUGUGGGAGGGUGUAUCUUGAAAAAAAUUAUUUAAAAAAGUGUGCAACAUUUCUAGACCUUAAUAGAGAUUGGUGAUAUUAUUCUGGGAGACUUUAAUACUAAAAAUAAAUAAAAAAAGGUCUGUGGACUGUCUUGGAGGAAAUAUAUUUUUAUUCUAAUGUAUGUGAUGGAUCUCAGUUUAAAAAAUUGGGGCAGUAUCACUUUAAUGUCUAAUUCCUUUAAAUGAGAAUUUUUAAUAAAUGACAUGUUCAGAAACAGUUACAGGCUGACUACUAUGUAUGUAUAAUAUUUUACCAGAAAAAAACAAACAAACCAUAGUAAGCUAAUGUUUUAUUGUGUGUGUAUGCAUGCAUUUGUGUUUAGGAAUGCAAAUCUCUAAAUUUAGUGAUAAAAGUUGGACCUAUAAGUGCCUUAAUUUUCUUUUUGUUCUUUUUUUUUAUAUAUAAAACUAAAUGACCCACACUGCAUCUGCUACUUGCAUUUGCACACAUUGUGCAUGACAUCACAUCAGCCUCAAUGAGCUUGUUGCAGUUAUGAAACUUCCCUUCUGGAGAGACAAUGAGAGCCAACCAAUACCACAUUUUUGUAGUUAUAAUACAAUACACACACAGCCAUCCAUGUUCAGUUCAUCCAGUGGUUCUUUGCACAUUUGGUGAUUUCCCUACUGCUAUACAGUGGGAACCUUGUUUUUUCCUGCUGUAGCAUGAUUUUUUUUGUUAUAUAGAGCACAGAAAAUUCUCUGAAAAUAUCCAAACAUAAAUACUUACAACACUGUACUUCCAAAGAAUAAAUUAUUGAAUUAUUGUUUUCCCAGUGCUGGAAAUGCAAGCCUUGGGGAGUUUCCCCAGAAGAUAUAUUUAGCCGGAAUACCAGAACCCUAUAUAUUGAAUAUUGCGGCUUUUUUUUUUUUUUGUGUAGCAUAUCCGUGUCAUAAUCUAGAUCAUCAAUGAUUAGUUCUCAAAGUGGAUAUCCAAGGUGAAGCAUAGGUAUGAUUUUUAUUUAUUUAUUUUUUAUUAUUAUUACUAAGGGGAAUAUUCUGUCUAACUGGUUACUUGAAUUCAGCAGGUUUAAU
Clarias gariepinus (North African catfish) is the source of this 3520-nucleotide messenger RNA. Its product is annotated as ATP-sensitive inward rectifier potassium channel 10-like. The coding region runs from base 497 to 1774 and encodes 425 amino acids. Gene Ontology annotation, molecular function: inward rectifier potassium channel activity. Lineage: Eukaryota; Metazoa; Chordata; Actinopteri; Siluriformes; Clariidae. The record is from RefSeq and is a predicted model, not a curated record. Gene Ontology annotation, biological process: potassium ion import across plasma membrane; regulation of monoatomic ion transmembrane transport. Gene Ontology annotation, cellular component: plasma membrane. The transcript is spliced from 6 exons.